AGAGGGGGAGCGAGAGAGGAGAGAGAGAGAGAGAGAGACUCCAGCAAUCCAGCCGAGGAGCACGCGCUACAGAAGACACGAAGACGGGCGACAUGUCUCAAGCACUCAGGUGCGCGCGGAUGUGCCCCACGUGUCGUGCUCUCGCAUCACGGUCGCUGGGAUAAAUGUGGACGUACUGACGGGCAGGACAUAGAAUGCCCGCACACCCGGCACGGCUCACGCGACGUGGCGCAACAUGGCACGCGUAAAGAUGGGUCUCGUCGCCCUCCUGUGUCUCCCCGCGCUGCUCCUGCGCGCCCCGGUGCUCUCGCACUUCCUCAGCCCCCACGAGCGCUCGGCGGUGCCGCGCGCCGUGUCCCGUUCCGUGGCCCGCAUGGACGGCGACGUGAUCAUCGGCGCGCUCUUCUCCGUCCACCACCAGCCGUCCGCGGAGAAAGUGGCCGAGCGGAAGUGCGGCGACGUCCGCGAGCAGUACGGCAUCCAGCGCGUGGAGGCGAUGUUCCACACGCUGGACCGCAUCAACGCCGACCCGAAUCUGCUCCCAAACAUCAGCCUGGGGUGUGAGAUCCGGGACUCGUGCUGGCACUCGUCUGUAGCCCUGGAGCAGAGCAUCGAGUUCAUCCGGGACUCCCUGAUCUCCAUUAGGGACGAUAAGGACGGCUCUAAAUGGUGCAUCGAUGGGACUCCAUCCAACCAACCUCCACCCACCAAGAAGCCCAUCGCGGGCGUGAUCGGGCCUGGCUCCAGCUCUGUGGCCAUUCAGGUCCAGAACCUGCUCCAGCUCUUCAACAUCCCGCAGAUCGCGUACUCCGCCACCAGCAUCGACCUGAGCGACAAAACGCUGUUCAAGUACUUCCUGCGGGUCGUGCCCUCGGACACGCUGCAGGCUCGAGCCAUGCUGGACAUCGUCAAGCGCUACAACUGGACCUAUGUGUCUGCAGUGCACACCGAGGGGAACUACGGGGAGAGCGGCAUGGAGGCCUUCAAGGAGCUGGCCUCGCAGGAGGGCCUGUGCAUCGCCCACUCGGACAAGAUCUACAGCAACGCCGGCGAGAAGCACUUCGACCGCCUGCUGCGGAAGCUGCGCGAGCGCCUGCCCAAGGCCCGCGUGGUGGUGUGCUUCUGCGAGGGCAUGACGGUGCGCGGCCUCCUCAUGGCCAUGCGGCGCCUCGGCGUCUUCGGCGACUUCCUCCUCGUCGGCAGCGAUGGAUGGGCAGAUCGCUACGAGGUCGUGGAGGGCUACGAGCAGGAAGCGGAGGGAGGCAUCACCAUGAAACUGCAGUCGGAGGUGGUCAAGUCUUUCGACGACUACUACCUGAGGCUGCGCCUGGACACCAACAGCAGGAACCCCUGGUUCGCCGAGUUCUGGCAGUACCGCUUCCAGUGCCGCUUGCCGGGCCAUCCUCAGGAGAACAAGAACUACAAGAGAGUCUGCUCUGGCAGCGAAAGUCUGCAAGAAAACUAUGUCCAGGAUAGUAAGAUGGGCUUUGUCAUCAAUGCCAUCUAUGCCAUGGCUCACGGCCUCCAUGAUAUGCACCAGGAGCUGUGCCCCAGGCAGACGGGCCUGUGUGAGGCCAUGGACCCCAUUGACGGCAGCAAGCUGCUGGACUACCUUCUGAAGACGUCCUUCAGAGGAGUCUCCGGAGAGGAGAUUUAUUUUGAUGAAAAUGGAGACACUCCAGGAAGGUACGAUAUCAUGAAUCUGCAGAGCGUGGGCGACGGCCGCUACGAUUACAUCAACGUGGGCUCGUGGCACGAGGGCGUCCUGAGCAUGGACGACAGCAAGCUGUGGAUGAACAGCAGCGACGCGGUGCGCUCGGUGUGCAGCGAGCCCUGCUCCAAGGGGCAGAUCAAGGUGAUCAGGAAGGGCGAGGUGAGCUGCUGCUGGAUCUGCACCACGUGCAAGGACAACGAGAUCGUCCAGGACGAGUUCACCUGCAAGGCGUGCGAGCUGGGCUGGUGGCCCGACGACGACCUGGCAGGCUGUCAACCGCUGCCUCUGAAGUACCUGGACUGGGCCGACGUGGAGUCCAUCGUGGCGGUGGUCUUCUCGUGCGUGGGCAUCCUCAUCACCUCCUUCGUCACCUUCGUGUUCAUCCAGUACCGCGACACGCCCGUGGUGAAGUCCUCCAGCCGCGAGCUCUGCUACAUCAUCCUGGCGGGCAUCUUCCUGGGCUACAUUUGCCCGUUCACGCUCAUCGCUCGCCCCACGGUGGCCUCCUGCUACCUGCAGCGGCUCCUGGUGGGCCUCUCGUCCGCCAUGUGCUACUCCGCCCUGGUGACCAAGACCAACCGCAUCGCCCGCAUCCUGGCGGGCAGCAAGAAGAAGAUCUGCACCCGGAAGCCCCGCUUCAUGAGCGCCUGGGCCCAGGUGAUCAUAGCCUUCAUGCUGAUCAGCGUGCAGCUGACUCUGGAGGUCACGCUCAUCAUCCUGGAGCCUCCUGAGCCCGUGAAGUCCUACCCGAGCAUACGGGAGGUCUAUCUCAUCUGCAAUACCAGCAACUUAGGCAUGGUGGCGCCGCUGGGCUACAACGGCCUGCUAAUCAUGAGCUGCACCUACUACGCCUUCAAGACCCGGAACGUCCCGGCCAACUUCAACGAGGCCAAGUACAUCGCCUUCACCAUGUACACCACCUGCAUCAUCUGGCUGGCCUUCGUGCCCAUCUACUUCGGCUCCAACUACAAGAUCAUCACCACGUCCUUCUCGGUGAGCCUGAGCGUCACCGUGGCGCUGGGCUGCAUGUUCACGCCCAAGAUGUACAUCAUCAUCGCCAAGCCGGAGCGCAACGUGCGCAGCGCCUUCACCACGUCCGACGUGGUGCGGAUGCACGUGGGCGACGGCAAGGCGGCGGCCCAGUGCGGCAGCAACAGCUUCCUCAACAUGUUCCGGCGGAAGAAGCCCGGACCCGGCAAUGCAAAUUCUAAUGGCAAGUCUGUGUCAUGGUCUGAAUCAGGUGCAAGACACCCUCCGAGGGGGGGGAAUGUGUGGCACAGACUGUCUGUGCAUGUGAGGAAACAGGAAGCCGGCUUGAAUCAGACGGCAGUCAUCAGGCCCCUAACUAACACCCCCGACCCCCACAGCUGUGAGCCCUCCGCCCGUGACCUUGGCACAGACCCCCGCCCCUCCCAAGACCCGCCUAGCACCAAGCCUUUAUACAACCUGGCGGAGGAGGACGAUGAGGACGCGCAGCGCCCACUCUGGACUCCGGCCCGCUCCGGGCGGGGGCGCGGGUCCGAUUUGGACGCGCCGGCUUCUCAUUUGCCCCCUCGCUCGCAGGGCUGCGGCGCGGAGAGUCCGCAGGGGGCCGCGGUGGUGGACACGCACAGCUCCCACGCCCCCGCGCUCAGAGACCGCGGUGCCGGAGAGGCGCCCCCCCCCGCUAACGAGCCUCUGAGCUCCACGCCCUCUCGGCUCCCUUCGGCCCCGGACGUGGGGGUCUUCGAAGAGGAGGGGUCGGAGGACGAGGAGCUGGACCUCCUGCACAGCUACAUAUAUGAUGCCAAGGAGGAGGGGGAGGAUGGGGAGGAUGUGACUCGGAGCAAGGCGACGCUGGAGGACUCCCUGGCCCUGUCCCCUCCCUCCCCCUUCAGAGACUCACUGUGUUCAGGGGAGUCGGCCGGCGACUCCCCCAUCCACGGCACAGGCUACGCCUCCAACAUCUUCCAAGACUUUGCACACAGCUCCUCAACACUGUGAGAGCAGAGCGGGCAAACGCGUAGACACGCAUAUAGAGUUACUCAACACUUCUGACAUUUAUUUUGCGUCCUCUCAUUCGAUCGCUUGGAUUUAUUACUGCUUUUAUCAGCAAGGAGUCCGUCUGCGAAAGGGCGUAAAACUGGAAACGGUGCCAAAAAUAGUCCGAUGCCAAACGCAGGCGAUUUAAGCAAAAGCUGCAGCUUGUGAUUAAGGGCCUGUGGCCUUUCGUUGCGCUUCGCUCGUCUUCGCUACACGUGUGCAGGUCUGUUCAAGCGUGCAGCAGCUGCAGCAGCGUCACGAACGCUUUUAACCUUUCUUUUUCAUGAAUUCAUUGAACUUAUGUGUCCAAUAAGGCGGUUUUACAUAUUAAAUGACAGGACAACAACUACUGAAGUCAAUACGGGUUUAAAGAUUGUGGAUGAUGGCGAUGUUUUUUCUUGGGUGCACACUCGAACAUAGCCCUGAACAUGUUUUAUGAGAAUGGGACGUGGUCAAAGAACAACUUUCACUUUCCAUGUCUUGGUAUCGCUCAUGUUUUCUGAGUUUGCUGUGCCAUUGUGAAAUGAAAAAAAAACACAGUACUUGUACAAGUUCUCAAAGUUUGUAAUACUGUUAAGCCAUCUCUUGUUUUUUCACACAGGUGGUAUGUUUGUAAUACUGAUAAAUGUUUCUAUAUUUUGAAUAUGUAAAAAACUACAAAAAAAAGUUUAUACAUUUUGAAACUGUCCUCGGACACUUGUUAAGGAGCAUUGUGUUUGGUUUUUUGGUAACUUUUAAGCUAACUUGAGUCAAAUGUAUCCUCUUGAGAAUAUUCCGUUUUAAAGGUAACCAAUGAUUAGUUGCUUCUUGUAAUGAGAGUAUACAUGUUUCAACUUUGCAUUGUAAACCUAAGUAGUUUACUUGAGGUUAAGUUAUUUAGUUCUUUAUCUGUAAGAAUGCAAAUUAUUUCAGAGUAAAAUACUAUACAGUACAUAGUGCAAUUGUAUUGUAUUUCCAAAUGUUUCUAGUCUCCUAUAGUGUAAGUUGUUAGCUGAUUUUAAUCAUUGUAAAAUUAAAUGAGGGUGCCACCUGUUGAUCAUUGUCAAAUCUAGGAUGAACUAGGCCUUUAUGUUUUGAACAAGCUGAACCAUGCUGUAAAAUAAAAACGAUUUAUAUGA
Messenger RNA from Betta splendens (Siamese fighting fish), 4854 nucleotides. It is a transcript of the gene grm1a, whose product is annotated as glutamate receptor, metabotropic 1a. Lineage: Eukaryota; Metazoa; Chordata; Actinopteri; Anabantiformes; Osphronemidae. Gene Ontology annotation, molecular function: G protein-coupled receptor activity involved in regulation of postsynaptic membrane potential; adenylate cyclase inhibiting G protein-coupled glutamate receptor activity. Bases 236 to 3697 code for a protein of 1153 amino acids. The transcript has 8 exons. Gene Ontology annotation, biological process: G protein-coupled glutamate receptor signaling pathway; regulation of synaptic transmission, glutamatergic. Gene Ontology annotation, cellular component: postsynaptic density membrane. The record is from RefSeq and is a predicted model, not a curated record.